AGACAUUCACAGUUGCUUGCUCUGCAGACAGGGGACAGAAGGACAGAGCACUCCAGACACAAUGCAGUUGUCCUGGCAUCCCCGGAGGUUAGCUCUGUAUUGUUCCACGUUACUCUUAAUCGUUUCAACAUGUCAAGCAUAUAUUGCCACCAGAGACAACUGUUGCAUUUUAGAUGAGAGAUUUGGUAGCUAUUGCCCAACUACUUGCGGGGUUGCAGAUUUCUUAAGUAAAUACCAAAGCACCAUAGACAAGGACCUUCGCUACAUGGAAGAUACCUUAAGGAAUAUUGAUAAUAGCACGUCAGAAGCCCAACUGCUGAUCCAGAAAAUCCAAAUUGGCCAGGGUUCUGAUCCAAGACCUCAAAAUGUGAUCAAUGAUGCGAUGAAGAAGUCAAGGAAGAUGAUUGACGAGAUUAUGAAAUAUGAAGCAUUGGUUCUCACACAUGAAAACAACAUUAAGUAUUUACAAAAUAUCUUGCUUUCAAACAACCAAAAGAUUCUUCAAUUGAAACAAAAGACAGAUGAACUUGAAGCCAAAUGUCAGGAGCCUUGUAGAGAUUCAGUUCAAAUACAAGAAACUACUGGAAAGGAUUGUCAAGACAUUGCAAACAAGGGGGCCUCAGUAAGUGGCCUUUACUUUGUCAAGCCAUUAAAAGCUAAGAAGCAGUUCUUAGUCUACUGUGAGAUAGAUUCAUCAGGCAACGGAUGGACUGUGCUUCAAAGGAGAGUGGAUGGGAGCCUAGACUUCAAGAAAAACUGGAUUCAGUAUAAGGAGGGAUUUGGACAUCUGUCUCCAACUGGCAACACAGAGUUUUGGCUGGGAAAUGAAAAGAUUCACCUUCUAACCACCCAGACUACAAUUCCAUAUGCAUUAAGAAUAGAAUUGGAAGACUGGGCUGGCAAAACCAGCACGGCUGACUACGCCAUGUUCAAGGUGGGGACUGAAGCUGACAAGUACCGCCUGACCUAUGGCUACUUCAUUGGAGGAGAUGCAGGAGAUGCCUUUGAUGGCUUUGACUUUGGUGAUGAUCCAAGUGACAAAUUUUUCACCUCCCAUCUCGGCAUGCAAUUCAGUACCUGGGACAACGACAAUGAUAAAUAUGAAGGCAACUGUGCUGAACAGGAUGGUUCUGGCUGGUGGAUGAACAAAUGUCACGCAGGUCACCUCAAUGGUGUUUACUACCAAGGGGGCACUUACUCAAAAUCAUCAACUCCAAAUGGCUAUGACAAUGGUAUUAUCUGGGCUACCUGGAGAUCAAGGUGGUACUCUAUGAAGAAAACUACUAUGAAGAUUAUUCCAUUCAACAGACUUUCGAUAGAUGGCCAGCAACAUCACUUGGGUGGAUCCAAACAGGUUGGAGACAAUUAAAAGGAUGUUACAAACAUGACCUUUAAAGGACUUUUAUCUGAACAGAGACAUCAUUUUAUAAUGGAAGAGUGGACUUGUUUUGCCACACAUACUUCAUUUUUGCAGUAUUGAUUUCCAGGACUGAAACUAUCACAAAUAACUUUGUGCAUGUGAUAAUUUAUCUCUGUGCCAUUUCAAUCAAAAAAUUUCACAUUUAUGAACUAAUGCCCCAUGCUAUUACUCGAUCCUUAACUAAAACCAAAGAUAUUUCACAUUUAAGGAUAUGGAUGGCACUCAUAUGACAGGAUGGUUAUUUUGUGAAACAUUAGGGACAAUUGUAGAAAAAGCAGAAGACGAUUCCUGACUUCAAGAGGGUGGACAAUGAGCUGCAAUAUAAGUCCCAUGAAACAAAAUACUAGUAAUGAGGAAUGACAGGAAUAUAACACCUCUGCAGCCAUAAACACAAAUCACAAAGUUGCAGAGAGUUAAACAUAAACAACUGCUUUUAUUCCAAGAAAUACCCAUAAGUGCCAAAGAAAUAUAGUGCGUGAUAUUCCAAAAGUCUCCAUGUAUUUUUAAACUAUGCGCUAAGAUUUUUGGAACACUAAUAUUUAAAAUAUUGUGAACAUUCAUAAUAUGCCUGAAUUUCAGUAUUUCAUUCUAUAUUUUCUAUUAUUGUUGUCUAUGAGACUGUAAGCUCCGUGAGAGCAGGGAUAUCUCUAUAUCUAUAUAUAUCUAUAUAAAAUGCGUUUCUCCCCCCAGCACAGUAGUCUUGUAUACAAUAGGAGCUUAAUAAAUAUUUCUGGCAUUGAAUUCAAUGGAA
Messenger RNA from Sarcophilus harrisii (Tasmanian devil), 2171 nucleotides. It is a transcript of the gene FGG, whose product is annotated as fibrinogen gamma chain. Bases 62 to 1369 code for a protein of 435 amino acids. The transcript has 10 exons. Gene Ontology annotation, cellular component: fibrinogen complex. NCBI's taxonomy places the organism in Eukaryota, Metazoa, Chordata, Mammalia, Dasyuromorphia, Dasyuridae. Gene Ontology annotation, biological process: platelet activation; protein polymerization; blood coagulation. The record is from RefSeq and is a predicted model, not a curated record. Gene Ontology annotation, molecular function: signaling receptor binding.